Orcinus orca (killer whale) is the source of this 6376-nucleotide messenger RNA. RefSeq names its product zinc finger protein 605 (gene ZNF605). The record is from RefSeq and is a predicted model, not a curated record. Lineage: Eukaryota; Metazoa; Chordata; Mammalia; Artiodactyla; Delphinidae. Gene Ontology annotation, biological process: regulation of cytokine production; negative regulation of transcription by RNA polymerase II; regulation of immune system process. Gene Ontology annotation, molecular function: DNA-binding transcription repressor activity, RNA polymerase II-specific. The coding region runs from base 1068 to 3092 and encodes 674 amino acids. The transcript is spliced from 8 exons.
CAGGGCCUCCCGUGGUGGUGGGAGAGGAGGGGCUGUGCGGGGAGACGGUGGGGCUGAUGAAGCUGGGGACACUUGGCGGGCGAGGUAGUGGAAUGUCUGUGAAAAUCAGUAAUUCGGGACCAGGGAGGGGUGAGUGGUUGUGAAGCCGGCGGAGGGAAUUAAGUGGAUGGUGGGGGCCUCUGGGAGGGGCCAUUGGGGGGACCUUAGCCUCGGGGGCUGGAGGCAGCAGGCCCUGGGGGUGAGGGAGCCCGGAGGCUCCCCUCGGGAGUGAGUGGAGGGCUGUGCGGGGCCGGCGUGUGCCCUGGGGAUGUGGGCUCGGGUCUGUGUGCAGCAAUAGUUAAGGCUCUAGCCAUCCAUGAUUUGCGUGCUUUUGGCUUGGCGACGGGGCGCGAAGGGAUGAACGACGGGGCUCUGUGGGCGCGUGGGGGGCAUGUAGAGGCCCCGGAGUGGUUGCACUGAGGAAUUCGUCGGCAGGAGGGGCCGCUGGUUGCUGCAGUGUUGGACUGUACCUGAGCCGUGUGCUCCUGGGAAGAUCCCCCCCUCCUCGGGUUCCGGGAAACAGCUGGCUGCAAAGAACCCCCUUCCCACAUGAUGCCCUUGUUUACCUGUGACAAGGCCGUAGCUUACUUCGCGGAAAGGUGCCCACUGGCCAUCCACCAUGUCGGCCUUCCUCUCAGCCUGUCCGCCUGUGGGGACCAAGCUGGGAGAACAAAUUGCCACAGGUGUACCCUCAUGAAGGAAGUCACAUCCCUGUGUGACCCUGCUGUGAGCCCGUGGAGUCCUUGACCCUGAUCUGGUAUCCAGCUGGUGUAAGUGCCUGGUUCACUCCACAGCGGUGGAGACAUUGAAAGUGGCUGAUUUUGGAGUAGAGAGCCAGCACCCCAGGCCAUUGCCCGUUCCCUGUCCUGCCUAGAAGCCAUGGCCCUCAGGAGCACGAAAACCCAUGUGAGAUAAGAAAGAAGAGGCCUCAGGACUCGGGGUGCGUUCCCAGUCCACAGACCUUUGACCAGAGGCCUUUUUCCAGAGCAUCAGGCAGAGCAGAGCAGAUUUCCCAGGACCGGGGGAGAAUGGUCAAGUCACAGAUAUCAUUUGAGGAUGUGGCUGUGGACUUCACGUUGGAGGAGUGGCAGCUGCUUAAUCCUACUCAGAAGACCUUGUACAGGGAUGUGAUGUUGGAGAACUAUAGCAAUCUAGUUUUCUUGGGUUAUCAAAUGAUCAAACCUGAGGCGAUUUUCAAACUGGAGCAAGAAGAGCCGUGGAUAUUAGGUGAAGAAACCCUAAGUCAGAACUUUCCAGAAGAAGUCUGGCUAGAUAAUAAUCUCAAAAUGUGGCACCAGGAUAAUCAAGACAAGCUUAAAAGUAUGGAGAGAGGCCAUGAAUAUGACGUCUUUGGGAAAAUGUUUCAUUCAGGCAUUAACUUUGAUCAUUUAGGAAUGAGAUCCCAUAAAUGUGGCACAGGUGAAAAAAGUUUGAAACAUCCUUUUGAUUUUCUUAUUCCAAAAAGUAACUGUGAAAGAAAAAAACUUGACGAGCUUAAUAAGAAAUUACUAUUCUGUAUCAAGCCUGACAAAACCUAUGGUGGAAUAAAAUACUCUGAUUGCAGUAAAUGUAGAAAAGUCAGCAGUAAAGAGCCAGGGCUCAUUACAAACCAAAUAGCACGUACAGGAGUCUGUUUAUGCAUGGAAUGUGGUAAGGUUUUUAACAAAAAGUCACAGCUCAUUAUACAUCAGAGAACUCAUACAGGAGAGAAGCCCUAUGGAUGCCAUGUCUGUGGGAAAGCCUUCUCCCAGAAGUCAUUACUCACUAUUCAUCAAAGGACUCAUUCAGGAGAAAAGCCAUAUGGGUGUGGUGAAUGUCAAAAAGCUUUCAGCAGGAAGUCACUGCUUGUUUUACAUCAGAGAACUCAUACGGGAGAGAAGCCCUAUGGCUGCAGGGACUGUGGGAAGUCCUUUAGUAGGAAGUCACAGCUUCAAAGGCAUCAGAGAACCCACACAGUAGAGAAGCCCUAUGGCUGCAAUGACUGUGGGAAGGCCUUCUCCCAGAAAAUAAGGCUUAUUACACAUCAGAGGACACACACAGGGGAGAAGCCCUACAAAUGUAGUGAUUGCGGAAAAGCCUUCUUUUGGAAGUCACAGCUUAUUACUCAUCAGAGGGUUCAUACAGGGAAGAAACCGUAUGCAUGUAGUGAGUGUAAAAAAGCCUUCAGCAGGAACUCACUCCUCAUUAGGCAUCAGAGGAUCCACACAGGAGAGAAGCCCUAUGAAUGCAGUGAAUGUGGUGAAGCCUUCAUCAGAAAACCGCAACUUGUCAAACAUCAAAUGACUCACACAGGAGAGAAGAACUAUCAGUGCAGGAACUGUGAAGAAGCCUUCUUUAAGAAGUCAGAACUAAUUAGACAUCAGAAAGCUCAUUUAGGAGAAAAACCCUAUGGAUGUGUUGAAUGUGGAAAAACCUUCUUUGGGAAGUCACAGCUCCUGACACAUCAGAGAACUCACACCGGAGAGAAACCUUAUGAAUGCGGUGCCUGUGGGAAAGCCUUCACCCAAAAGUCCAGCCUGGUAUCUCAUCAGAGGACACACACAGGGGAGAAACCCUAUGAGUGCAGCGAGUGUGGGAAAGCCUUCAGUGAGAAGUCAAGCCUCAUUCACCAUCAGAGAACCCACACUGGAGAGAAACCCUUCGAAUGCAGUGAGUGUAGGAAAGCUUUUGCCUGGAAGCCACAGCUUCUUCGGCAUCAGAGAAUUCAUACAGGGGAGAAACCCUAUGAAUGCAGUGAGUGUGGGAAGGCAUUUGUUCAGAAAGUACAGCUCAUUAAGCAUCAGAGAAAUCAUACAGGAGAGAAGACCUAUGGAUGCAGUGAUUGUACAAAAGCUUUCUUUGAGAAGGCGCAGCUCAUUAUACAUCAGAGGAUUCAUACAGGAGAGAGACCCUAUAAAUGUGGGGAAUGUGGGAAGUCUUUCACUAGAAAGUCGCACCUUAUGAGGCAUCAGAGGAUCCAUACAGGAGAUAAAUGCUAUAGAUGCAGUGAAUGUGGGACAGCCUUCCACAGGAAGGCACAGCUCCUGAUACAUCAGAGAAGUCAUAUGCUGUAGACACGGGGCGGGUGCGGUGAGUAUGGGGAGUCUGCCAUCAGGUGUCAGGCCCCUCACACUCCAAGGACACGUACAGGAGAGAAACCCUGUCACUGCAGUGACUGUCUCACCAUACAGAAUUCAGAAAGAGAACUUUUUUUAAGUAGGCAAUAUAGGAAAGCCUUCUCCCAGAAAACAAAACUUAUUACAUAUUGAUGGCUCCUCAGUGUGGAAAUCUUAUCAGUAUUGUGAUAAGUACAGACCUUUCAGUCAAAAGUGACAGCCUGUUAAAUACUUAGAAGACCUAAACAGGAGAAAAACUCAAUUGUUAUAACAAGUAAGUGAAAGAUUUCACCGGGAAAGGGUAACUCAGAGUACACUAGAGAAUACAUACACAAAGGAAAUACUGAGUAUUAUAUAUUAGAGAUCUCAUGCAGAGGAGUAGUUCUAAUAAUUUGAAGAAUUUGAUAAGCAUGAUCCUAUUAAAAUAAUUCUAAAAGGAAGAUGUGUGCAUUGUAUAUAAAUUAUUAUAAGAAAAUAGGCAUUUUAAAGUGGUAGCUGUGUUUUACGUGUGAAAACUUCUGCUUUCUGCUAUGGUGCUAUAGGAAGAACCAGAUAAACUCUACUGCCUUAAGCAGCUAGAAACCGUACCAUUUAUGAAAUAGUGGUUUUUUAGACAUAUGUCAAACACAGGUUUGUGAUCCCUGGCAGGAGGUGGACAAGGUGAGGAGAGCCCCACGACUGCCCAGCCUAGAGCCUGGGGGCAGCAUCCAGGCUGCAGGUCAGGGAGGGGAAUGAACGUGGUCCUGCUGGACUGAAGAGAGUUGCCGAGUUGGCGUCUGGGGAGCCCUGGUGGCUAGAAUUUGCAGGGAAAAGUGCUAGAUAGGAAGGAGCUUCCCAGAGAGGGCCUGCAGAAAUCCUCAAUGAGUCCCCCCUUGAGUCUGUGGGCUUUAGUGCUGAUUCACACGUGUGUGGAAGGAAGCUGAGACCAUGAGAGUGGCACUGGGGAGCAGUGAGCUGGGCGAGCCCUGGAGCUCAGCGCAGGCGGGGACAGUUCACGUUCCCACCAGCCAUACAAAAGCACGUGGGCAUCAAGAGAGUUCCCAGAACAAUAUUGUCUUGGUGGGGAGGGUAACUAACCCUAGAUUAAAAGCUACUCUACCCACAGUGACUGACGUCCAAACACUUACCUGGCAUGCCAAGGGGCAGGAACAUAUGACUUGUAACCAGGAGGAAAAUCAGGCAGUAGAAAGAGAAAAGACUGAAGUGAUUGGAAUUAGUAGACAAGGAUGUUCAAAUAGCUAUUGUAAGUAUAAAGUAGAGGAAAACAUGAAUUUGACGACACAUGAGUGGAAGAUAUAUUUUUAAAAGCUCAAAUGGAACUUCUCAGGAUGAAAACAACAUCUGUAAAUUAAAAAAAACUGGAUGGAAUUAAGAACAUAUUAGACAUAGAAGAAGGAAAACAAUGAAUUUGAACAGUAAGUAUAAAAAUUAUCCAGGUGAAUGAUACACACAGAGAGAAAAAGACUGGGGGGAAAGGAGAACAGGGAAUUAGUUACUGUGGCGUAACACACAUGGAAUGGGAGGUCCAGAAAGAGAGGAGGGAGAAAAAGGAUUUGGAUAAACGAUGGCUGAAAAAUAUCCACAUAUGAUGAAAAGUAUAACUCGACAUAUUCAAUAAGCUCAAAGGACCCAACACCUAAGAAACAUAAAGAUGCCAAUGGACAUCAUCGUCAAAUUGAUGAAAACCGGUGUUAAAGAGAACGAUUGUAAAAUGUCUGGAGAAAAAGACACAACACGUUCACAGAACAAAGAAUAACAACAUACUUCUGGUCAGAAACUAUGCAAACUAAAAGACAGCAGAGUGACAUCAUUAAAUUAUGAAAGAUAUAAAAGAAACCCCUGCAACCUGGAGUUCGGUUGCCUGUCGAAAACAUCUUCCAAAAGUGAAAGCAAAAAAGACUUCAAAGAAACAAAAUCAGAGAGAGUUCCUGCCAUAAGGAAACACUGAAGAAAGUUUGAGGUCAGCAAGAAAAGAACACUCUGGAAAUGGUGAAUGUGUGGAUGAAUAUGAAAGAUUUUUUUUCUCAUUUAAAAAUCUUUCAAAAAGUUAAUGGACUGCUUAAAACCAAAGUAAUGACAACAUACUUGGGGUUAUGAUCUAUUUAGAAGUAAAGUGUAUGACUACGAUAGCACUUAAGUGUGAAUCUGUAAAAAUAGUUGAACAGACUGUGUCGUCUGAGACGGGCUCGGGAUGACUUGUGUUUGUAGCAACUGCACGAUGGAAGCUGUCUGUGUUACGGAUCUGUGCACGUCGCCACACCCAUUCUCCUUUUUCUGCUCUGCAUGCCCAGAGGAAGUGCACAACUGCUUCCUAGGGUUUCUGCUCAGGUUCACACAGGGAGGUAUGUGUCAGCCCUCCCUCCCUCCUGCUGGUCUACAGACACCCAGAUGGCUGCAGCUCCCUGCUCGUCAGAUGUAAGGGUGUUAACUGCUUCUGGGGGCUUCACCAUCCCUCCUGGUUGGUUUUCUUAAUUGUCAACACAAAUCUGUAAAUAGUCCCUUUAUUAAAUGUUCCUGAGUUAAUAAUUUGAGUGUAACAUUUGUUUUCUGUGAUGUGUUAAAUGAUGAACGUUUGACCAAAUUUUGAGUAUCAGUUACUGGUCCAUGGGGCAUAGACUGACAUCUGUCAAGAUUUCUCACACUCUGGGCUUCCCUGCUGGCACAGUGGUUUAGAGUCCACCUGCCGAUGCAGGGGACACGGGUUCGUGCCCCGGUCCGGGAAGAUCCCACAUGCCGCGGAGCGGCUGCGCCCGUGAGCCAUGGCCGCUGAGCCUGCGCGUCCGGAGCCAUUGCUCCACAAUGGGAGAGGCCACAACAGUGAGAGGCCCGCGUACCGCAAAAAAAAAAAAAAAAAAGAUUUUUCACACUCAACAUCAGUGUUUUCUCUUUGUGUUUUAAUAAUUCAGUAGAAAUUAUAACAGAGUUCUUUGUGGUUUUUGUUUUGUUUUGCUGCAAACGUAAAUGGCUCUGGAGAUCAUUACCAUCUGCUCCAUAUGCCAGUGGCCUUGCGGUUAUUACUAGACUUUCUUCACGGAUAGAAACCGAAAUGUUUAUGAGGUCUUUAUGCUGCCUCUGGGUUAGCUGAACGCCUUACAAGAAAGCGUUGUUAUUUAUGUUAAAUGUGUACAGACAAGAAAAAGGUAUCCCAUUACUGAGUGAAGAAAGAAAGGAAUGAUGUACUGUACUUCCGUGUACUCUCAGUUUAAAAACUUGUGCUGCACAAUUAAAAUACUCUUAUUCAA